Messenger RNA from Schistocerca americana (American grasshopper), 860 nucleotides. Its product is annotated as odorant receptor 4-like. The record is from RefSeq and is a predicted model, not a curated record. NCBI's taxonomy places the organism in Eukaryota, Metazoa, Arthropoda, Insecta, Orthoptera, Acrididae. Bases 1 to 705 code for a protein of 234 amino acids. Gene Ontology annotation, molecular function: olfactory receptor activity; odorant binding. Gene Ontology annotation, cellular component: plasma membrane. Gene Ontology annotation, biological process: detection of chemical stimulus involved in sensory perception of smell; sensory perception of smell. The transcript is spliced from 5 exons.
AUGGAGGACGCCCGCACGCGCCAGGUGGUCCUGCUACUGGUGCAGACGGCCGUGGUCUUCUACCAGCUGUGCAACUUCACCGCCUUUGUGGGGCUCUUUAUGUACCUCUCACUGCUGGUGCGUGCGCACCUCACUGCCAUCUGCAGCGCCCUCACCCAGCAAGCCGCCGACGUCGACCUGCGAGCCAUCGUGCGUCACCACCAGGAGGUGCUCAGUUUCCUGCAGGAAAUGGAAGCUGUUUACCAUCCGCUCUUGCUACUAGACUUCUUGCCACUAGUUGUGGUAAUAUGUCUUAUGAUAUUUGUGUUAAUAUCGAUGGAAGGCGUGGACCUGAUGUUUGUGCAGACACUGACACUGUUCGUCCUUUACUUCCUGAACGUCGGCACUUUCUGUUUCUUUGGUACUCAGAUAACCUCACAGGCGGAGGCGGUGGCGCUGUCGGCGUACGGCAGCGGCUGGCAGUCUCGAGGCCGAGCCUUCGGCGGCGCCGUGCUGCUGGUGCUGCAGCGAGCCCAGCGGCCCUUCGCCCUCACCGCCGGCAAGUUCGCGCCCGUCUCCAUCACCACCUUCUCCUCGAUGAUGCAGGACGCUUUCUCGUACUUGAUGGUGAUGCGCAGUCUGAUUGGCUCCAAAGACAGCACGUCGCCUGUCGGUGAUGGGGAGGAAAUGUCUGUGGCAGCUGGCAACCACACGCUGACGCUCUGACCACUUCGCUGUCACUGCACCAGACACACAUCUGUGCUCCACUGCCUCCGUGAACACAGCACCAGCCAUCAACAUCCUACUGAAUAUAGCUUUUCUCAAGCUUAAAUUAAUGUAAUAUUCAGUUUUCCUUGUUGAAAUGAUUACCACAGCAUCUC